Molecule: messenger RNA, 2144 nt
Organism: Myxocyprinus asiaticus (Chinese sucker)
Lineage: Eukaryota; Metazoa; Chordata; Actinopteri; Cypriniformes; Catostomidae
Product: protein MGARP-like
Exons: 4
Coding region: 92-700 (202 amino acids)
Biological process (GO): anterograde axonal transport
Cellular component (GO): mitochondrion
Source: RefSeq, a predicted model, not a curated record
CCCCGAGACACACGCGCAUGUUGGGCGAAGCAGUUGGUUGAACUUGUCUGUCUUCAUACACUCGCAGAUUUUUGGAUCCACUGCAGGAAUAAUGAUGUUCUGCAGAGCGGCUUGGCAGAGACUCGCGCCCCUGGCACGCAAAACACUUUAUCCUUUAUCCAGAAAUGUUGUACCUACACGUCAGAUGUCCUUUGGGAUACCUGCAUCAGGCACAAACAUCGCCUAUAUGGUGCUUGGUGGAGGCUCACUUACUGCUGCUCUUGUAUAUGCUUAUAAGACAAUAAACUCUGACAGCGCAAGAUAUAAUGACAGAAUCGCUCAAAUCGAGGCCAGACCUAAGAAGGUAGUAGUCGCAGUGGCCGAGGCGGCCCCAGUAGCAGAAGCAGCCUCAGAUUUGGAAACUAAAGUGGAACUCUCCACCACCACUGAGGCCACCACCACAGAACCUAUUGCUGAGGUGGUUGCUGCAGAACCCACCCCUGCUGCUGCAGAGGCUCCUGCUUUUGAGGCUGUUGUUGCUGUAGAAGAAGCUCCUGCAGAACUCCUGGUUGCUGCAGCAGUAGAGGUUGAGGAAGCCAUUGUAGAGGCAGUAGCUCCUGCUGUUGAGGAAACUGCUGCACCUGUUGUUGAAGAUGUUGCUACUGAGGCACCUGCUGGAGAGACAACUGGUGAGACAUGUUCUGUUGAAGAAGCAGCUUGAAUCCCCAGAAGUCUAGAUGCCUGUGUAACCCUAUAUGAACCUUCCCCAUCCCUUCACCAGAACACUCCAUUAAGCUGUAGUUGGAUUCUCCUACUGUACUGUCAUGCUUCUUUUAAUUGAUUAAUCAGCUGUGGACUAUCUGUAUCCUCUGAGCAGGAAUAAGUGUCCUUUUUACACUUGUGAACUCCACAGGGUGCUAAUCCCACAGUGACUUUGAGGAGGAGGAGAUGUUAAGGGCAGUCAAAGAGAACUGAAUGGGAACAAAAACAUGUCUAUGGAACCUUUUCAUAAACUGUGAUGACAAGUUUCCAUCUUGUUUCACAGCAUAAAUCUAACAAUUGUAUAUAUUUUAAUUAUUUUUUACAUCUGAUUGCUGUAAUCCAUCUCUCUCUCAUUUUUCUUCAUUUUGAAAACUUGUUUAAACGUAAUAGGGUUUAAACGUAAUAAUAAAAUAAACGUUUCUUUUGCUAUUGGAGCAAAUGUGAAGGCAAAAACUAGAGUUUGCCCCACUAGAGUUUACUUCCACAUUCCAACACCGGAAAUGUGAAAAGGGUCCAUUCACUAAAAUUCACCUUUUCUAAAAUCAUUCCAAGGGGCUUGUUUUUUAUCCCAGCUUCAGCCUGUUUUAUGACACUUUAAUAUAUUUUGUAGCUCACCUCUGUAUUUGUUAAUCUCUCCUCCUGGAUGUGCCUGCUGUAGCCUCAGAACCUGUGGUAGGUGUCUAGUGCCUUGUUUUUUUUUUUAUAAAUCUAUACAUGUGCAAGGAAACAGUUUCUCUUGAUUUUUCACAACAAAGACAAAUAAGCAUCCAAAAUAAAAUGAUGCACUUUAGAAUAAGGUUCUAUUUAUUAGCAUUAGUAAAUGCAUUAGCUAUUAUUUAAUAACACUGCAUAAUAUUUUAACAGCAUUCAUGAAUCUUGGUUAAUGUUGAUUUAUAAAAAUACAAGUGCUCAUUGUUAGUUCAUAGUGCAUUAACUAAUGUUAUCGUAUACAAUAUUUAAUUUUGAAAAUAUAGAUGUUGCAAUUAGCAUUAACCAAGAUAAAUACAUGCUGUAAAAUUAAUAAUCAUUGUUAAGUUUUAAUGUUAAGGUAUACAACCUUAUGGUAAAGUGUUACUAAUGAAACAUUUACUACAUUUUUUUUUUGUUUUUUUUUACCUGUCUUGCCUGUUUUUUGAGGUACUCUUGCAGAAUGGUGGCAUGAGGGUUAGGCUAACAAGUCACGUUUACCAUUUCCAGGUUAAACUAUUUACACAUGGUUUACAUCAAGAUAGAGCAUUUUUUUUUUAUGUUUUAUCCAAUGUUUUUCUAUAUUAACACCUCUCUCCCUCUGUAAAAAAAAAAAAUAAAAUAAAAUAAUAGCUGUUGGGAUGGAGGCAAAGCCCCCUCACAAAAUGAUUAAAUGUUUGAAUUUAUAAAAAUAAAGUUCUUAAAAUUAUAAUAAA